Molecule: messenger RNA, 4481 nt
Organism: Hemibagrus wyckioides
Lineage: Eukaryota; Metazoa; Chordata; Actinopteri; Siluriformes; Bagridae
Gene: pcif1
Product: phosphorylated CTD interacting factor 1
Exons: 16
Coding region: 158-2338 (726 amino acids)
Cellular component (GO): nucleus
Molecular function (GO): RNA polymerase II C-terminal domain binding; mRNA (2'-O-methyladenosine-N6-)-methyltransferase activity
Source: RefSeq, a predicted model, not a curated record
ACUGAACUCGCGCAUGCGCACUACCCAGGUCCGAGUGGCCGAUACAAGAUGGCGGAGUCGGUGGGGAGGGAGAGGCGGAGGCGGGUCCGGAUCGAAUAGAGCAAAGCCUAUACAGGACUCCUAGAAAAUCUCUCUCAGACAGGACAAAUGAGGAGCUAUGACGAGUGAAAACCAUAGUACCAUAAAGGGAGACUCGGGCAUGAUCAUGUCCCCAACUGGAUCCUCAGCCCAAGCACCACCCCUCACACCCUCCACCAGCAAAGCCAUCCAGGACCUGCCAGAUGAGCUGGUUCAGGCUGGAUGGGCAAAAUGCUGGAGCAAGAGGGAGAAUCGGCCAUAUUAUUUUAACCGGUUUACCAACCAGUCAUUGUGGGAGAUGCCGGUCCUGGGGCAGCAUGAUGUCAUCUCUGAUCCACUUGGCCUCAACGCUGCUCCUGCCUCCGGUGAUGGCACAGGGGACCCUGGGCUGGGCAACGGGCAACGGAAGAGACGCCCCUCAGAGGAUACCUCCUCAGGGGGCCCUAACAGCUUCAAGAGGCCGAAGGUUGAGAUUCCUGUAACUCCAACAACCCCUACAAUCCCGAUAUCACCAAGCACCCCUGGCGCAAAGCCCUGGAACUCCACCUUAGACGAAAAACAAGCCCAGCCUAGCACCCCUGCUCCUGCUCCAGCCCCAUACCGGCCUUCUGUAAUCUACUGGGAUCUGGACGUUCAGACCAAUGCAGUAAUUAAAGAGCGGGCUCCAUUCAACUACCUCCCUCCUCACCCGGAGAUUGAGCUACAGCGUGCCCAGCUCACCACCAAACUCCGCCAGCACUACCAUGAGCUGUGUUACCAGCGUGAAGGGAUAGAGCCGCCGCGAGAGUCAUUCAACCGCUGGCUGUUGGAGAGGAAGGUGAUGGAUAAAGGAGUGGAUCCUCUGCUGCCCAGCGAGUGUGAGCCCGUCAUCUCACCCUCCAUGUUCAGAGAGGUCAUGAACGACAUCCCCAUCAGACUCUCACGCAUUAAAUACAAGGAAGAGGCCAGGAAGCUGUUAUUCAAGUAUGCAGAAGCAGCCAAGAAAAUGAUAGAUUCCAGAAACGCCACACCCGACAGUAGAAAAGUUGUAAAGUGGAACGUUGAAGAUACAAUGAACUGGCUCAGGAGAGACCACUCUGCCAGUAAAGAAGACUACAUGGAUCGUCUGGAGCACUUGCGGAAGCAGUGUGGUCCUCACGUGACAGCCGUAGCCAAGGACUCAGUGGAGGGGAUUUGCACUAAAAUCUACCACAUCUCAGCCGAGUAUGUGCGCAGGAUCCGACAGACCCACCUCAACCUGCUGAAAGAGUGUAACAUCACGGUGGACGGGGCAGAGACCGCAGAAGUGCAGGACCGCUUGGUUUAUUGCUAUCCAGUUCGACUGUCCAUUCCAUCGCCACCCCAGCCCCGUGUUGAGCUCCACUUUGAGAAUGAUAUCGCCUGUCUGCGCUACAAAGGAGAAAUGGUGAAAGUCAACCGUGGCCACUUCAAUAAACUGGAGCUGCUUUAUCGGUACAGCUGUAUCGAUGAUCCAAGGUUUGAGAAGUUUCUGUCGCGUGUGUGGUGCCUUGUAAAGAGAUACCAGGUGAUGUUUGGAUCUGGUGUGAAUGAAGGCAGUGGUCUACAGGGAGCUCUUCCCGUGCCAGUAUUUGAGGCUCUCAACAAACAGUUUGGAGUCACUUUCGAGUGCUUUGCCUCACCGCUCAACUGCUACUUCAAGCAGUUCUGCUCAGCCUUUCCUGACAUCGACGGCUUCUUCGGCUCUCGAGGGCCAUUUCUAAGCUUUUCACCUGUCAGUGGAUCAUUUGAAGCUAAUCCUCCAUUCUGUGAGGAGUUCAUGGAUGCCAUGGUCACACACUUUGAAGAGCUUCUAGAGAACUCUAGCGAGCCUCUGUCUUUCAUUAUCUUUGUUCCUGAAUGGCGCGACCCCCCGACCCCAGCACUGACACGGAUGGAGACAAGUCGCUUCCGCAGGCACCAGAUGUCGGUGCCAGCCUUUGAGCACGAAUAUCGUAGUGGCUCUCAGCAUAUCUGCAAAAGAGAGGACAUGUACUACAAAGCCAUCCACGGAACAGCAGUCAUCUUCCUGCAGAACAACGCCGGUUUUGCUAAAUGGGAGCCAACUAGCGAGAGGAUUCAAGAGCUACUGGCUGCGUAUAAGACCUCGGGACGUUCACUGUCCUCUCCUGGACCUUCUUCCUCUUCUUCCACCAGUAGUGGAGACAGAGACUCUAAACCGAGCUAUGAGCGCUCAGCGAGCCUGGAAGCCCCCGGAGGCCGUGAAAGUAGCAGCCCUGCACCCGAAACAGCAAACGUUUAAGUGUGUGUGUGUGUGUGUGUGUGUGUGUGUGUGUGUGUGUGUGUGUGUGUGUGUGUGUGUGUGUGUGUGUGUGUGUGUGUGUGGAGAGAGAGAGAGAGAGAGAGAGAGAGAGAGAGAGAGAGGGAGCGCGACUGGCUGCAUGUUAAGUCAGUUCAUGAGAGAGAAUGAGGAGAGCGUUAAAGAGAAAAUGUUCAUUUACUUUUCUCAGUCUCUAAUAUUUAAAGAAAUAUUAUGGGUUUUAUUAUUAAUGUUGUCAUAGUUGUUAAGGUUUUUGUUUCGUUUUGUUUUUUUACGGAUGAUGUGAUUAUUUGGUCACUAAUUACGUUUUGCUGUUGCUGUUGUCAUUUGAGACGUGGUAAUGCUACUCGGGUCCUGUUUUAUUUUGGCCUUUUUUUUAACUCUGUGCUUUGUUCCUUGGCAGAGUUGUCUUUCUGUCAGGUUGAGAAGUGGACAAAAUGGAUGAUAGUGUCUCUGUUGUGCUCUUCUUCUUCUUCAAAUCAUUUUUUUUCCCUAAUUCUAUGCCAACAGAAGGGUGAUGAAUCCAUUAGCAGGAAGCUAUGUUUUAUAAGCCCCCUAACAUGUGCGUAACUUGUGCAUACAGAUUCGCUGUGCCAGUUUAUUUAGCGCUGGAGAGACUCCUUGAAGUUACCCAUGCCAGCCUUAGUGGUCCCUCUUCUGGAACAGAGCACUGACGAGGACAAAAAACUCACCUGUGAGUUUGUUCAAAGUGGUUCCUUUUAGGGUGGGGUUCAGGAUGCAAAGGAGUUAAACAGACACCUGUCAGAUGCCAAGAAAUUGGUUUCAGUGUGCUUUAGCUCCACUUUUCAUGUACUCCUUGAAAAUUGUGCACAGAGGACAAAGAUGAAUCCAGUUGACUUUGCUUACUCGUCUGCAGUUAUGUUACUCUUUCAGGUGUACAGGACGUGCUUUCGGAAAGGUUUGGUAGCAUCGACUGUGCUGAACACGAUUUGUCUGAGUGGAUAAUAUAACUUUCAUCCUUUAUUCACUCAUUUUACUUAAUGUAUGUCUCAGUAACGAUUUCCAGAGAAAGCAAUAGGUGAACCUAAAAGCUUACACGUGACGUGUAUAUGUGAUAUUGCAUUUCGGCAAUACUAACUGUCCAUCCAUCCUUCCUAUAGAAUCCAUCCUACUGUCUUAAUUUGAGCCUUAGAAAUAAUUUUACUAAAUGCCUUGGUUUAUUUUUCUUUCUGUGAAGUUACAAAUAUGUUUGUAAUGGUGUGUUUACUCCAGAACGAGAUUAAACCUGAUCACUGGGCAGCAUAAUGAAUGUAAAUUAACAAAAAGAAAAAAAAAAAAGGGGUCAAAGACUUGAUCCUAAGUUUUCUCUCUAGUUCUGGGAGUAGAGCAAGGAUCGGAUCAAAUCUUCUCUAUUCCCAACAUUCUUGUUCAAUUUGUUGAAAUCGGCUUUCUUGCAAUUAGAAACGUAGUUGAAUCGAUAAGCAUCCUUAGAUCUGGUCUCUUACUUUCUGUUGUAUUUUUUUUUUCACCUCUCUGUGUAUAUACCCGUCUUCUUUUUUUAAAGUAUGAAUUGUAAUCGAUUCAAGCGUUACGCUUGAGGGACGGCUCAUGCACUCUCGCCAUUAUAGCAGUAAACAGUUUUGGCAGCUUGCUGAUCAUUGCUAACAUCCGACUCCCCCGAAGGUAGUAUCUCACCUUUUAUGAAGUCUUUAUCUGGCUUUCUCAUUCCUGGGGUGUUUCCCAUCACCAGCAAAACUGUAGAUAUUGUACAGAAAAGCAUUAUGAAGUAUGUUUUUUGUUUGUUUGUUGUUUUUUUUCUGCCACAGUUGUAGUGAGCUCUUUUGACAAAAAAAAGAAAAAAGUAUUCUACAUGUCUUUCGCCCCAUGCUUUUUAUUUCUUUUAAUUAAACAAAUUUGUUUAUGAAUUAUACAAUUUAUUAAAUAGAAGUCAUUUUAAACUAAACCAAAGUGAUACCUGAGAAAGAGGAGAAAUCUAUCUUGUAUGUAAUAGUAGAACUGUGUAUGAACAGUACUGCAUAGUGUAACCAGCAAAAAUGAUUUGUUAUUUUUAUAUUUCAAUGUUGUAUGUGUUCUGUUUAGGUUCUUUUGCUUGAUCCCAUUUGUCACAAUCACAAAAGAGAGAAUUAAAUGUAUAGUGCUCAUA